Rubroshorea leprosula is the source of this 1086-nucleotide messenger RNA. The record is from the annotation of a GenBank genome assembly. NCBI's taxonomy places the organism in Eukaryota, Viridiplantae, Streptophyta, Magnoliopsida, Malvales, Dipterocarpaceae.
AGCAAUAGCCAUGCCCUGCGAUAUAUGGCAAAGAAUGGCGCAUUUCCGACGGGCAAUGGAAGGGGCUAAGGGCGUAUUCUGUGUUGAAUUGGGAUAUUCCGGUAUAAUAUCCCAAACAAUCUCGCUUCCCUUCUUUCUCGUAUUCUCCUUCUCUCUGUUUUUAUACUACUGUGCCUGCCUGAGUCCUCUCCUUCUGCCUCGUCCCCGCUCCUCUUCAUUAAUUCUCGAUUCCUUGAAAAGAGAAUCAUAUACACCCAUCAGUCAUAACUACAGAAAAGAAACCUCGUCGCAGCUUUUUUUUUACUAGUAUUAAAUCCAGAAAUCAAUUAACUUCGAUGGGUACCUGAAAAUACUGGUGUCUGAAACAAACACCAAUUGGUUCAUGAAGAAGACACUACCUUCAGGUACCCAUCGGAGUUAAUUAAUUUCCGGAUUUAAUAUUAGUGGACUUCUCGGUUAAUUUCCUGACUUUUUUUCCCGUUUUUCUUUUCUAUUUUAGUACAUGAUCAAAUUAACGAAAGAGAGCCGUGAAGAAUCUCCGGCGCAUGGAAUUUAGAGUGGCAGCUGUGAAGAUGGGGAGGAAAGGCCAGAAGAAAAUCCUUAGAGAUCAUAUAUUGAGAGAAGUAGCCAGCUUGAGCUUUCUACUAGAGAGAUAUCAAAUGAGGAAUCAGGCAUAUCAACAACAACCAACUUUGUAUGCAAUUGUUUUCAUCUUCUUAGACAGGGGUUAGUUAAUUUAUCAUAUGUUAUGUGCACAGGAACGAAGAGUAAGUAAGAGGUUGGAGGCCAGGAUGGAGGAGCUGCAGUCAGAAAUGGACGCCCUAAACGAGGAACAAUCAAGAUUAAGACAAGGGCAAAGAGAAAUGAAACAACAUUUUGAAAAGAUCAAAGCGGAGUGUGCACAGCUGAGACAGGAGACCAGCCUCCUUCUCCAGCAAAAUGCAGGCUCCCAGCUUCGCCUUGUUGCGAGCAAACGUGGUUCUAUCUAAUUAACAUCUUUAAAAUUAAUUAGAGGACAUGGGUUAAUUUUGCCUUUGCCAUAUGUUGCUGUGUUAAAUUAAUUAUCAAUAUAAAUUUCACCCUCCA